This is a messenger RNA of Drosophila willistoni, 2896 nucleotides long. RefSeq names its product isoleucine--tRNA ligase, mitochondrial (gene IleRS-m). The record is from RefSeq and is a predicted model, not a curated record. Gene Ontology annotation, molecular function: ATP binding; aminoacyl-tRNA deacylase activity; isoleucine-tRNA ligase activity. The coding region runs from base 32 to 2848 and encodes 938 amino acids. NCBI's taxonomy places the organism in Eukaryota, Metazoa, Arthropoda, Insecta, Diptera, Drosophilidae. The transcript is spliced from 6 exons. Gene Ontology annotation, biological process: isoleucyl-tRNA aminoacylation. Gene Ontology annotation, cellular component: cytosol.
CUAGCCGCGUUACGUAAUUAAGUUUGCCGGAAUGUUGCGUGCCUUUAAUGCCCGUCUUGGAUUGCGCUUAUAUUGUGUGAAAGCGGCCAAGAAAGAUGUCAAAAAGUACACAGAUACCAUUAACCUGCCCAAGACAAAGUUCCCCAAUCGGCUCAGUGCAGCCAAACGAGAGGAGCAAGAGCGACAAACAUUGAAUGAUCAAAUAGCUUCUGCCUAUGAGUACCAGGAGCGGCGUCAUUUGGCUGACGAGAAACCCACAUUUGUGCUACACGAUGGUCCACCUUAUGCCAAUGGCCAGUUGCAUAUGGGUCAUGCGGUGAACAAGAUUCUUAAAGAUAUAACACUGCGUCAGAGAGUUGCUCAUGGCCAAAAAGUGAAUUAUAUUCCUGGCUGGGAUUGUCAUGGCCUGCCCAUUGAACUAAAAGCCACCAAUGCGACUGACAGGGGUUCACAUACUGAUCCUUUGGAUAUACGACAAAAAUCGCGCAAAUUUGCCCUGGAGGCGGUUCAGUCGCAGAAGGAUGAGUUCCGUAGCUGGGGCAUAUUGGCCAAUUGGCAACGUGAUCAAAUCUAUAUGACGUUUCAGCCCGAAUUCAUAGCCAAUCAGCUGAAAAUGUUUUAUGAUCUCUACGAGCGUGGUCUUGUGUAUCGAGAUUUGAAGCCUGUCUAUUGGUCACCCUCGUCCAGAACAGCUCUUGCUGAGGCCGAACUGGAGUACGACGCCAAACACAUCAGCCCUUCUGUAUACCUGAGAUUCAAAUUGAAUCCCCAUGCCGGAUUUAAGUCAAUCUAUGCCUUAGUAUGGACCACCACACCUUGGACACUGCCCAGCAAUCAAGCAAUUUGUUUCAAUUCAUCGCUGGAGUAUGUUUUGAUCAAAUUGCCAGAUCGUAAUCCAAAUGAUCUAUAUUUGAUAGCUGCAGCUCUGGUAACGGACUUUAAGGCUGCUACUCAGCUUGAGUGUGAAAUUGUCCAUAAAUUUGAUGGCAGCUUAUUGAACCAGCUAAGCUAUCACCAUCCCAUUGACAUAGAGCAGACCCAGUUGCCAUUUUUCGAUGCCAAACAUGUGCAGGAUAACAAGGGUACGGGUCUAGUACACACUGCUCCGGCUCAUGGGCCCGAUGAUUUUCUAAUUUGCCUAUCCAAAAAGAUACCAGUCAAAUGCUUUGUGGAUGAGUCGGGCAUUUAUACCAAAGAAGCUCCAGACUUCCUCGUUGGACAAUCCGUUCUAGGUCAAGGCAAUUCGCUUGUGUUGCGGCACAUAGCCAAAGAUGUGGUUCAGGCCACACAAUUGGAACAUUCCUAUCCCAUUGAUUGGCGUACCAAAGAGCCCGUAAUAGUGCGUGCCAGUGAGCAAUGGUUUAUCAAUACGGAGAAAUUGAAAGGUCCAGCCGCUGCUGCCUUGGACCAGGUGGAAGUCUAUCCGAGAGUAAAUGCCGAGGCCAGUAAGAAAGCAUUGUUAAAUCAACUGCAGAAACGUCCUUACUGGUGUAUAUCACGCCAGCGAGCCUGGGGUGUCCCCAUACCGGUUCUCUAUCGCCGGGAUACUGGCAAAGUAAUAGUUAAUCGAGCACUUAUCGAUCAUUUGUGUGCCCGCUUAAUAAAUGAAGGCAAUAUGGACUUUUGGUGGUCAAAGACAUUGGAUGAUAAACUAUUAACCGCAGAGAUAGUUAAAGAUCUCAAUUGCGAUAUCGAUUUAAUAGUCAAGGGCAAGGAUAUAUUCGACAUUUGGUUCGAUUCUGGUAGCACUUGGUCUGCUGUAUUGCAAGGUGGACAGGUGGCUGAUCUUUAUUUGGAGGGAUAUGAUCAGUUCACUGGAUGGUUUCAAUCCUCCCUUCUAACCAGCAUAGCAGCACGUAAUACUGCACCCUACAAAGCUCUCUUCGUGCACGGUUUCACGGUGGAUGAGAAGGGUCAUAAAAUGUCAAAAUCCUUGGGUAAUGUUAUUUCACCCAAACAAAUUACAAAGAAAUAUGGCACCGAUGUCCUCCGCUGGUGGGUGGCUUCACAUGGCACACAAAAUAUGUCGAUAACUGUGAGUGAUAAAUUGCUCCAACAAUCUGCUGAUAAUCUCAGCAAAAUACGUGGAAUCCUACGCUACUUGAAUGGUGUAAUUGGUGAAAAACAAAAGUUAACUUCUCACCAGAAUGAUGAGAGCUAUUUAAACAAGUAUCUAUUAAGCAAUAUUCUGGACUUUGAUGCGGAGAUUGAGAAUUUGUACAAUAAUUACGAGUACAAUCGCGUGGUGGCCAGCAUUCAGAAUUUCAUUGCGAAUCAGGUAUCUGCCAUUUAUGUGCAUCUAAUCAAGGAUCGUUUAUAUUGUGGUCAUAGUCAGGAAUUAGCUGCUAUUCGGCAAACUCUAACUCAUUGCUAUCGACACUUGUGCAAGACGCUGUGGCCCAUUGUUCCCUUCUUGGUGGAGGAAAGUUGGCGUCAUUAUGAUCCAAAGAGCGAUGGCUUUCAUACGGAUUCCAUUUUAGCUGACCCCAAUUGGCGGAAUGCCAAAUCUCUGCAAAUUGUAAAUGCGGCAUUGGAUAUCAAACGUUUGCUUAAUCAGCAAUCAGGUGAUGUCAACACAUGGCUCCUGGACAUCACCAUACAGUGUGGGAAUCCAAAACAGUUUGAACUGCUCAGAGAGUUGCGAAAUUCGGAACUCUGCGAGAUUCUUCAAGUUGGGGCAGUCAGCCUGCAACAACCGAUGGAUGUGGAGCUGUGCCAGGAGGCCAAGGUUAAUCUAAAAAUUCUAAACUCAACGAUUUGUCCACGUUGCCGUCGUUAUAGCCUACAACCCAAUGAUCACGAGACUUGCUCCCGUUGCUCUCUUGUAUUAAAGGCCGUGGAAUCGUAAAAAAUAGUCUCUUUUAUUUGUUAAUUAUUAAGUAAUACAUAUUAUUAA